AUGGAUGAGGGGGCACACUGUCUCGUAGACAUCUCUAAUAAGCCACGCCAAGCCCCACCAGCUGUCCACAAACGCGACAGCGGCCGAGGUCGUCCCAGCUCAAGCCGUCAGCUGACCCUCGAACCGGUUCCUCGAGGGGAUACAGAAUAUUAUGACACGGGGUUAGAUGAUUUGCAACGUAACAUCGCCAAUUUAGAGAGGACUCUGCAAAGCACAGAUACCGUUAUUGACAUGGAGGCUGAUGUUGAUGAUGAUUUGUCGCGCACGCGCAAGAUUAAAGCGGCUGGGAAGCGGUUCCUGAGACGGGGAUUAUCCGUGGGUAAUGAAAAAGUAGCAGUUCGGGAACGUAACACCAAGCGCACGUCGACAUUUAAGUCUGUCAAGAGUUUUAUGCGCAUCGGAAAAAACCGUCUUCAAGACAGUAGCGGUGAUGAGGAGCAAGGCCUUCUCGAUCUAGCAGGGCCAUCUAGCGAGCCCGAGGGAAACUAUAGUCACAACUCAAUUUCCUCUGAAGAUAUCCUUGUCGAUCUCCAUUCACCUGUCGAAACGCCCAGGACAAAGAAAAUGCGAGUGGCGCUGGAUAUGGCCGGUCCAUCUGCGUUAAAAGCGGCCGAUUUCCAAAUCUGCAUCACUGUUAUAGAAGCUCGGCAGCUCGCUGGUUUAAAUAUGGAUCCAGUUGUCUGCGUACAAGUUGGAGACCAGCGCAAGUACACCAGCGUUAAGGAAAGCACCAAUUGUCCUUAUUACAAUGAGUACUUCGUGUUCGACUUUCACAUGCCACCGAUCAUGCUCUUCGACAAGAUAAUCACACUCUCCGUACUGCACUCGAGGAACUUUCUUCGCGCUAACAAGCUGCUUGGUAAUUUCAAGCUAGACGUCGCGACAGUUUGGAAUCAAACAGAUCGCCAGUUCUACCACAAAUGGGCCCUGCUCACCGACCCCGAUGACGUCACAGCUGGGCCGAAAGGCUACCUAAAGUGCGACAUAAGCGUUAUUGGGAAAGGUGACCAAGUCAAAAUACCACCGAAGAGUGAAAAGGACGAAGACGAUAUUGAAGCGAACUUAUUACUUCCGGACGGCGUACCCAUUGAACGCCAAAGAGCGAGAUUCAUUAUCAAAAUAUACAAAGCGGACGGCUUACCCAAAAUGGACUCUUCCAUUCUUGCGAACAUAAAAAGCGCUUUCACUGGGGAGAGUCAAGAUAUAAUUGAUCCCUAUGUCCAAGUUUGCUUCGCGGGAAUGACUGGAAGAACGUCGGUGCAAAAGAAUUGCUGUGCUCCGGUUUGGAACGAACAAAUUGUGUUCACGGAGAUGUUUCCACCUCUCUGCCAGCGCAUUAAGAUACAACUGAGAGAUAACGUUCCAAUACACCCGAGUAUAAUUGCAACACAUUUUAUCGAUUUGAACACGAUUUCACACGACGGAGAAAGAGGUUUCCUGCCAACAUUUGGACCAGCGUACAUUUAUAUGUAUGGUUCUACUCGUGACUGUGCACUUUUGGACCAAUCUUCUAAUUUAAAUAAGGGCAUGGGCGAAGGAGUGUCGUACAGAGCCAGGAUUUUAAUAUCGAUCCGAACUGAGAUCAUCGAUAACUUCGAAACGCCAUCAUCGGAGGUAGAAGUGGAGCCCAUAAUGCCAAUAAACGAGUUCACGUUCGAGAAACACGAGGAGUUUUUCCUUUUCGCGAGCAUCUUUGAUGUGAAUAUGAUAGACAAAGGUCUGGUAGAUAAACCCAUACACUUUGAACUCAGUAUUGGAAAUGCUGGCAACUCUUUGGAUGGGCCGCAUGCUUCAAUGCGUAGACCGCAGGAUUUGGCUGUCGAGUCAUUAGACGAGCUCAACGCAGACACUGGAUAUUGGCAGAGCACAACCCAGGAUAUGAAGGCACAAAAUACAGAUAGAUAUUAUUAUUUCUUACCCUACUGGGACACGAAACAAUGCAUGCACGUCCGAAGCAUUUGGCCCGACCAUCGCCGAAGAUUAUACAACUCGAACAUGCUGAGUUAUAUAAUUGAUAUAUUGGAGGAUGGAAUCACUGAUGCAGAAACGGCGUUACGUACGAACGGCUGUCUGGAGAAUACAGCGCUGGCUUCUUUGAAAUCCGUUAUGGAAACUGUUACGAUUCAUUGCGCGAAAUAUAUUGAGUACAUGAACAACAGUUCUCCAAUCGGAAACACUAAGUUAGACCGAGAAAGGCAGAAGUUGUGCAUUUACGAAAUAGAACAACUCGCAAGUUUAGCUCGUACGCUGAAAGCAGUCAUAACAAGACAUUCUGUAAAGGAUCGUCUGAAAACAACAUUCGCUUAUAUAAAUCGUCUGAGAUAUAUUUGUGAAGACUCUCAACAUGCCAUGCCCGAUAUAUUUAUCUGGAUGAUCAGCAACGGGAAGCGGAUAGCUUAUCAGCGCAUUCCGGCAAGGGAUAUUAUUUAUUCCGACAGACCAGAUGAGAUUGGCCGACUUUGUGGCAAAAUGCAAACUUUGUUUCUAAAGUGGCCGGGGAAAAAGGCUUCAACCCCUAGUGGUUGGACGGUUCCCGCAAAAAUCGAAGUUUACUUAUGGCUCGGUGUUCUACAAGACAAAAAACAUUUUAUGGAUGGGUUGCCGCACGGUUAUUCAACAAGUACCGAAAUCAAAAACGUGGAAAGACCACGAGCCAAUCCCCCUUCGACGAUAUUUUAUUCUGAGAGACAUAAAUUUCAAAUGCGGGCGUAUAUCUACCAAGCAAGAUCCUUGAUAGGCUCCGAUUCUUCGGGGUUGUCGGAUCCUUUUGCAAGGGUAGUUAUAGGAGAUUGCUCAGCGACGACGCAAGUGAUCGAUGAGACUCUUAGCCCAACUUGGGACGAAUUACUCGUGUUCGACGAUGUGCUACUUUACAGCACUAUCGAUCAAAUAAAGAAAGACCCACCAACUAUAGCAAUUGAAAUUUUUGACCAAGAUAAAGUAGGAAAAUCAGAAUUCAUAGGGCGCGCUAUAGCUAGACCCCAUAUUAAAUCUCUUUACGACAAAUACGAAAAACCUGACUUUCCCCCGCGCUUGGAGUGGUAUAAUGUGUUUCGUGGUGGUGAAAGCGCUGGAGAGCUUCUAGCAACGUUUGAACUUCUUGAGGUGCCUUUGAAACAGGGUACUCCAGAUUUGCCAGACCUUCCAGAGCCCAGAGAUCCCAAUGGGAAACCACCGAUCGAUGCAAACAAGGGCCCAAUUUUACCCGUACCCGUUGGAAUUCGUCCGACGCUCUCUCGCUAUCGGAUAGAAAUAUUAUUCUGGGGUUUACGAAAUCUAAAACGAGUACAUUUGCUGUCUGUCGAUAAGCCGAGAGUUGACAUCGAAUGCGCUGGCCACAUAAUAUAUUCAUCCAUAAUACAAAACAGCAAAAGGAAUCCCAAUUUCUCUAAUCCUGUCAAGUAUAUAGACGUAGAACUUCCGGACCAGGAUCUUUAUCGACCACCAUUAACGAUUCGUGUAUUAGAUUGCCGCAGUUUUGGCAGAGUUACCCUUGUAGGAACCCACACCAUCAAUUCAAUACAUAAGUAUAUGUAUACACCUAUGAGCAAACGUGAGAGAGAGCUUGAAGAUCGAAAGCGAUCAUUGAUUCAAUUACAAAAUGUUGAUUUACAUGCAAACCGUAUUGUCCAAGAUGACAUUAUUAUGACCACGGAUGAAAGGGAAAAUUGCCCACUGAUAAUACCAGACUUUCAACUCGUGGCUUACGGAUCCAAUGCCACUUCGCCAAUGCGCAAAAAAGGCCCAGGAUAUGCAAAACGAGAACUUAGUAGAAAAAGAAAACCUAGUUCCGAAUCAACGACCGAUGAAGAUGACAGUAGUAAGGAUUGGUGGACAAAGUAUUUCGCAUCAGUAGAGCGCAUGAUAGAGGAAGAAAAGGAGAAUAAGAAAGAAAGGCAAGGACUGUUGCAGCCCUGUCAUUUAAAUUUCAUUGACGAGACACUAUCUCCUCACGAAGAAGCACAUUCGCCUCGAUCAGAGCGUGGUGCAAGACGACGUCGAACUGCCUCGCCUAAACCAAAGUUGAGUCCGACAAUAAUGAGCAGCAGUGAGAUUCCUGUAUCAACCUUGACUAAGAUAUUCCCCCACGAGCUUGAAACUGUGCCUGAAUAUGAAGAAUUUAAAGACUGGCUACACUCUUUUGAUCUGUACCGUGGUAAAAAAACUGGUGACGAUUCAGAGGACGAAAGUCGCGUCGUUGGAACAUUUAAGGGCGCCCUUAAAGUGUAUAAAUGGCCGUUAUCAAAGGAUAUUGAUGAUCAUAAUUUAAUGGGAUUUGAUCCUAAUAACGGCUUCUUUCAAGGAGUACCGAGUAACGAACCAAUACACGUCCUAAUAAGAGUAUACAUAGUGAAGGCUACUGAUCUACAUCCUAUGGACUUUAAUGGGAAAGCUGAUCCAUAUAUUGUUUUACAUCUUGGGUCGAGGAAAAUAAGUGACAAGGAGCAUUACCAAUCGAAACAACUGAAUCCCGUAUUUGGCCGUUGUUUUGAAACCGAAGCAACGUUUCCACAUGAUUCCAUGCUAACGAUUCAAGUGCUCGAUUGGGACUUAUUAGGGAAGGACGAUUUAAUUGGUGAAACAAAAAUCGAUUUGGAGAAUAGAUUUUAUAGCCGGCACCGAGCCACAUGCGGCCUACCAACGAAAUACGAAGAAGAGGGGUACAAUCGAUGGCGUGACGCAAUGAAGCCGACGCAAAUAUUGGCCAAGCUAUGCAAAGAUAUCAAAAUUGAUCCACCCGUGUAUGAAUAUGGCCGCGUCAGAGUUGGUCGCACAAUAUUCAAUAUGUCUAUGGACGAUCCAGAAUUAUUUACUAACCCGGAGACAGUUCAAGAGCAAAUGGCUCUCAACGUGUUGAGGCGUUGGCAUGAGGUUCCCCGUUUGGGGACCCAUCUUGUUAUAGAGCAUGUUGAAACGCGACCACUUUAUAAUCCUAAUAAACCGGGUGUCGAACAAGGCCGCCUAGAAAUGUGGGUAGACAUGUUCCCAAUGGACAUGCCUCUUCCUGGACAAUCUGUGGAUAUAGCGCCAAGGAAGCCGAAAUCGUAUGAAAUGAGAGUUAUUAUAUGGAAUACCGAUGACGUGGUUCUUGAAGACGAUGCAUUUUUCACUGGUGAAAAAAUGUCCGACAUCUAUGUUAAAGGGUGGUUGAAAGGUCCGGACGAUUGUCAAAGUACGGAUAUUCACUACCGCUCCCUAACUGGUGAAGGCAAUUUUAACUGGCGCUUUGUAUAUCCAUUUGAGUACUUGGAAGCAGAAGAACGUAUAGUUAUAUCACGGAAGGAGUCCUUGUUUUCUUGGGAUGAAACCGAGUGUAAGAUUCCAGCUCGACUUGAGCUACAAGUUUGGGAUGCUGAUCACUUCUCUGCUGAUGACUUUUUAGGAGCCCUGACAUUGGACCUGAAUCGUUUCCCUCGCGGUGCCAAAUCAUCUAAGCUUUGUACAUUGGAUAUGUUACGAAGCGAUGGCUCUGUACCGAUGGUAAACAUAUUCAAGCAGAAACGUAUAAAAGGCUGGUGGCCUUUUUAUACCAAACGUGAUAAUGAAGAAAUGGAGCUCACUGGAAAAGUUGAAGCAGAGAUACACUUGCUUACACGCGAAGAAGCUGAGAAGGUGCCAGCAGGACUUGGCCGCAAUGAACCUGAUCCGUUGGACAAACCGAAUCGCCCAGACGCAUCAUUCAUGUGGUUUUUGAAUCCACUCAAAUCUCUUCGGUAUAUUUUAUGGCAUAACUACAAGUGGACCAUCAUAAAAGCAGCGUUCAUUAUCGGAGUUGCUUCCAUGAUCUUACUUCUUGUAUAUGCAGUACCUGGAUACACCGUCAAGAAGUUCCUCGGCGCCUAA
Molecule: messenger RNA, 5844 nt
Organism: Leptosia nina
Lineage: Eukaryota; Metazoa; Arthropoda; Insecta; Lepidoptera; Pieridae
Source: the annotation of a GenBank genome assembly